AUGGCUGAUAUCACAUACCUGCCUCUCCCACUAGUCACACCACACUUCACCCACUGCCACUGCCGCCAGGGGCAGCAUACUAACACAUGGGCCAUGGACAUCACGUCCCUCUUUGCUGCCAUGCAGCAACAUGAUCAGCUUGCCACCAUGUCAUUUCUCAAUCUUACCACCUUUCUCCGGUGUACCAGCCUUCUCAAGGAUGAUAUUCUACAACCACAGCCACACACUGUCUCUGUCCUUGUUGCACCCAACAUACUGCCACCAUCUAUCAAUAAAUUUCUGGCUGAAAGGGUUAAUAUCUCCGAGGAUGCUGUUGAUGUCCUAUGA
Messenger RNA from Suillus fuscotomentosus, 327 nucleotides. RefSeq lists its product as uncharacterized. Lineage: Eukaryota; Fungi; Basidiomycota; Agaricomycetes; Boletales; Suillaceae. The transcript has a single exon. The coding region runs from base 1 to 327 and encodes 108 amino acids. The record is from RefSeq and is a predicted model, not a curated record.